Molecule: messenger RNA, 432 nt
Organism: Paramuricea clavata
Lineage: Eukaryota; Metazoa; Cnidaria; Anthozoa; Malacalcyonacea; Plexauridae
Source: the annotation of a GenBank genome assembly
AUGAAAUGGGCAGUUUGCGAACAGUUUCGGGAUUACCUCUACUACGUGCCAAGUUUUGUUGUGUUUACGGAUAACAACCCUUUGACCUACGUCUUAUCGACCGCCAAACUUAACGCAACAGGACUACGGUGGGUAGGGGAGCUAGCGGAGUUCAGUUUUACCAUCCGUUAUCGGCCAGGAAAAGCAAACGCCGACGCUGACACGCUUUCUCGAACAUCAAACGAUAUGAAUGAGUAUAUGAAAUCGUGCACUCAGAAGACCAGCCAAGAUGAAUUACGGACCAUACUCAGUACUGUACAACUCCAAGAAAAGGGACAAGUAAACUGGGUAUCUGCGCUCACCGACGACCCGGACGUCCUGAGUGCCGACGCGGCAAUACAGCCCGAUAGCAACAUUAUAACAUUCGAAACAACCGACAUCCAAAAGGCCUAA